Molecule: messenger RNA, 1008 nt
Organism: Monoraphidium neglectum
Lineage: Eukaryota; Viridiplantae; Chlorophyta; Chlorophyceae; Sphaeropleales; Selenastraceae
Product: putative Protein IMPACT
Exons: 6
Coding region: 1-1008 (335 amino acids)
Biological process (GO): regulation of translational initiation
Cellular component (GO): cytoplasm
Molecular function (GO): protein binding
Source: RefSeq, a predicted model, not a curated record
AUGGACCAUGAGCAACAAGCUGAGGAGUUUGAAACCCUAAAAGCCAUCUACGGUGAUGAUGUCACGCUAUUACUCCAGGAGGGCACCAUAGAGGUCUGCAUCCCCUGCCGCGAGGUGCAGCCGCACGCCGUCGCUCGCGCGACAUGCCCGGUCGACUACCCAAGCGCGUCGCCGCCUGUUGCGGAGGUGGUUGCCCCCCACCUGCCGCCCGAGCUCAUCUCAGAGGCGGCCGCGCAGCUGGAAUCCCUGUUCGUGCCCGGGGAGAUCGUGUUGUUCUCGUGGAUUGAGUGGCUGCGGGAACGCCAUGUGGACUGGCAGCAUUGGCAGCAACAGCAGCAGGAGGAGGAGGAAGAAGCGGCGGCGGCAUUGGCGGCAGCGGUUGCCCGGGGCCACAUCGGCAACAGCGGGAGCGGCAGCGAGGGGGACGCGAGUGAAACGGAGGAGGGCAGCGGCAGGGAGGAGGCCUCCGUUGCUGGGGCGUUGGCGCGACGGGAGCGACAGGAGGCCGCGGCGGCGUCUCGUGGCGGGGGCGACGGCGACCUCGAGUCUCUGAUGGCGGCCGUCGCGCCGCGCAUCGUGUCUGGCGCGCCGCUGACGGAGCGCAGGAGCACGUUCCAGGCUCACGUGUGCCGCGUGACAGAUGCGAGGGAGGUGGAGGCCGUCAUUGCGGUGCUGCUGCAAAACAACAAGAUCCGCGGCGCCACCCACCCCGCCAUAAUGGCGUACCGCAUCUCCACCCCCCGGCCAGGGGUGUACCUCCAGGACUGCGACGACGACGGCGAGGACGCCGCCGGCGGGCGGCUGCUGCACCUGCUGCAGCUGGCCAGGGCGGAGGACGUGGUGGUGGUGGUGUCCCGCUGGUUCGGGGGCGUCCUGCUGGGGCCGUCGCGCUUCGGGCUGAUCAGCAACUGCGCGCGAGAGCUGCUGGUCAGCACCGGCUUCAUAGCCGGCGCCGGCGAGGGCGGCGGCGGCGGCGGCGGCGGCAGGAAGAAGGGGAAGGGGCGGUGA